CACCACUUAACGCGUCGUUCUUUCUGAGACGCGACCACGAAAUACCUACUUUAACAGGGGGCCUUUUUUUUUUAAUUCAUUUCUCCCCAUCUUCACAUUUUAUAGCUUUCUUCAUAUCCUCGCUGUCGCAAACGAACGAUUUCAUGUCCUUACAAAUACGUAAUAAUUUGCGUGCGUGCCUGUGAAAUAAUAGGGGGCAAGGGGCAUCUUCUAUCAUCCAUCCGUUCAUCUGAGUAACCACCCCUCCGUUUCUCUGGGCAACAUACGCGAAACCUAUCAAAAUGGAGGAUUAUAAGCAAUAUCUAGCCCAGAAGAUUCUCACUGAAGAUCAACUUGUGACUUAUCGCCUUCUGAGCCGAGCCUUAAAGAUCCAUGUCAAUACUGCCAAGGAGAUGCUAUAUGAAUUCCAUACAUGGCAGAAUGAUAAACGGCCGGGGUCACUGCAUGCUACUUACCUAGUAUACGGUACUAAGAAAGCCGUAGAAAAGUCCAAUGGGCAAGAUGGUGACGUUGAAAUGACCGAUUCUCAACAUUCAGAAGAUAUUCAGGUCCCCUUUUCGGAUGAAGUCCCUACUUUCACACUCUCUUUGGUCAGAGAAGAGCAGCUACAAGACACAUUAGCAGAAUAUGACGAAGUCACAUCAAUACACGUCUAUAGUUUGGCCCCGCAUCCGCUUAAAGACCUCCAGCUCUUAGCCGACACAGCUCGACAGGUUCUGGAACUAUCAUCAACGAGCAAUGCGCCCGCCUCGGGCAAAGAAUUCGGAUCAAUAGUCAAUCCCAAUGUCCGCAGAAGAGAGCGCCGUGGACCAGCUCCGAAUGUGGCCGCUAGUGCACCUGUCCCUCAAGUCGCAUCGAAAUCCGCGACCAGCCAGGAGACAAAACCAGCUCCUAUAAAGGAAGAGUCGAAAGCAGUCCCACAGGCUAGCUCGAAGAGUUCAACGUCAGCGGCAGCUAAAAAAUCAGCGCCGACCACCUCAUUGAAGCGGCAGAGUUCUUCGGGCAUUGGUCAGAUGUUUGCCAAGGCUGCGGCCAAUCCCAAGAAACCUGCUGCCAAACCCAUAGUGUCGAAAGCAUCUUCUGCUGUAACUACCCCCGCCGAGGAAGUCCAGGAAAUGGUCUUGUCAGAUGACGGAGAAGACGACACAGAUCCGAUACCAGAACCCAAAAAUGAAGAAAGCGGCAGCACCAGGCAGUCGAGAAAGGAUCGGCAAGCCGAACUCCGCCGCAUGAUGGAAGAGAGCGACGAAGAAGAGCCUGGCAAGCCUGAUAGCCCAGUUGAAGAACCCAUAGAAGAGGAGGAGUCUCAGCCUGAACCGGAAUCGAAGGCAGAAGAGCCUGCAGAGAUAGUAUCUAGCGCCGCCAACGGUAGACGAAGAGGAAGACGACGGGUCACUCGCAAGAAGCAGGUCAUGGAUGAUAAAGGUUAUCUAGUGACGAUCCAAGAACAAGCCUGGGAGUCGUUUUCAGAAGAGGAAGCACCUCCUCCCUCUAAACCGAAGCCCGUGAUGGCCAAGGUGGAACCUGCUACGAAACCGAAAAAGGGGGCAGCAAAGGGCCAGGGGAAUAUCAUGUCUUUCUUCGGGAAGAAGUGAAGACACUACUUACUGUAUGCUUUGAAAUGACUAUGUAAGUGGGUUAGGCACAUGAUCGUCAUGAUAUAUUCACGUCAUGGGUAAUUUUUUACAUAAAUAUGUAUGCCUACCACCAACGAGGAGUAUUGGGAACAGAUAGUAAGUGGCCGUGCACAUGGAAAAUCUAAAAGGCUCACUUGCUUAAAUGCUGUAAUGCAUCAUGUUGGCUGCAUUCGUUUCACAUCUAUGUGGAUGCCUACUAAGGUCCACGUGGAAUUAUUG
Molecule: messenger RNA, 1856 nt
Organism: Hypoxylon fragiforme
Lineage: Eukaryota; Fungi; Ascomycota; Sordariomycetes; Xylariales; Hypoxylaceae
Product: DNA polymerase subunit Cdc27
Exons: 3
Coding region: 282-1595 (437 amino acids)
Biological process (GO): nucleotide-excision repair, DNA gap filling; DNA synthesis involved in UV-damage excision repair; DNA strand elongation involved in DNA replication
Cellular component (GO): delta DNA polymerase complex; nucleus
Molecular function (GO): DNA-directed DNA polymerase activity
Source: RefSeq, a predicted model, not a curated record